AUGAGCAAUUUUCAUAAAGAACCUCACGAAAUCGGUUUGCAAACUGAUCCUGAUCCAACUGACGUUGCUAUAAUUUCACUUUUACAAAAAAAAUACUCGUUCAGUGUUUCUUCUUUUCCAACUUUAGGAAAUGAUAAACUGAAUGAAAUAUUGAAAAUUUCUUCUGCAACUACUAAUGAGAUUGAUAAAACAUUAAAUAGCGCAUCACAAAAGAAUCUUAUUGAAUCAUCAAGUUCAGCCACAACAAAUAAAUUGAUAUACGUUCCUCCUCAACAACGCGUUAAUAAUCACAAAGACCAUACUGAUGAAUCUGAUUCAUUUUUUAAACAGCCUGUAAAAGAGAAAUCAUUGUAUAAAAUUCCACAAAGAUCAACAUCAUAUAAAGAAGAAAAUCAUUCAACUACCACUAAUAAAGGUUCUUGGGAUAGUAUUCCACCACAGCAAUCAACUAAAAAUGAUGAUUGGAUCACGUCUGCUUCAUCACCACAACAACAAUCAACUAAUAAAAAUGCUUGGGAUAUCGUUCCACAGCAAUCUACUAAUAAAGGUGGUGGUUGGGAUGUUGUUCCACCACAGAAACCAAUUAAAAAUGAUGAUUGGAUCACGUCUGCUCCACCACCACAACAAUCGGUCAAAAAAAAUGAUUGGAACACAUUUGCUUCUUCUCCACCACCACAACCGGCCAAAAAAGAUGAUUGGAACACAUUUGCUUCGUCGCUACCACCACCACCACAACAAUCAUCACUUAAAGUAGAUAGUUGGGGCACAAAUGCUCAACAACAACAAUCAACUGAUCAAUUAACUAAUAAAGGUGGUCCUGCUUGGAAUGUUGCUACACCAUCAUCAACUAACAUAGAUGAUCGGAGGGAUACUGCACCACAGCAAUCAAAUAUACAAACACCAUGGGGCACCACUACUACUGACACAUCAUCAGGUGUAGUAGCAGAUAAUUCAAACAACAGAAAUUCUUGGUUGAAACAAGCAGCUGCAUUUGAGGAAGAACUUGGCACAAAAAAUACUACUGAUAAUGAAAAUACCGCAAAACCACCAAGAGACAAUUAUAAUGAAGGUUAUUCAAAUAAUAAUAAUGGUUACGAAUACCAGAAUUAUGGCAAAAGAGAUGAUAGAAACAAUUAUUCUAAUGAUUUCAGAAAUAAAAGUAAAGGUGAUAUGGCAUGUUAUAAAUGCAAUGAAACUGGUCAUAGAGCAUUUGAAUGUCCCAAUGAUUCAACUAUGAAGAUAUCUGAAGAGGAAGCAUGGGAAAAGAUGAUGAAAGCUGACGCAGAAAAAAACAUUGAAGAUUUUAAGGAGAUGUUUGAACAUUAUUCCAAAGCAGCAGCCAGUGAAACUUUUCAGACAAUUGAGACCAAAUUAAGAAAAGCUGGAUGCAAUACAAAAAUAAUAGCUUUGGAACGAGAGGCAAUACCUUUGAGAAAAUGUUUGGUUGAUCUUCAAGGAAAUAAAGAGAAAAAAUACUUGGCUAUUUUAACUAUGACAGAUCCAAACAAGCUUCCAAAAUCUUCAGGAAAUAGAGCUGUAGAUGCGGAAGAAAAUUUUAGGUGGCUUGCAGAUGCGGGUUUUAUGAAAGAUGAUUUUUCUUUACCAGUAUGCUUCAAUUGUAAACAAAAAGGUCACCUUUCAAAAGAUUGUUCCGAACCAAAAAAAGAAUACAAACGUACAUAUUUGGCAUGCCAAAAUUGUGAUUCUACUGAACAUAUUACUAAAUAUUGUAAAGAAGAACGCCGUGAUUAUGAAAGUCGAAGAGGUGGUGAUCGUGGUAGACCAUCAGGCGGUAGAGAAUGUUAUAAAUGUGGUUCAUCUGAUCAUCUUGCUCGUGAAUGUAAUAAUAACGACGGUGGCGGUGGAACAGGAGGAGGAAGUGGUUUUGAUACUUCAAACGAUUUUACUUCAUCUACUACUAAUAUCAAUGGUGAGGACGAUUGGAAAAAAGCAGCUGAAUCAGCAAAAUCUAGUUGGGGCGUGGUUGAGAAUCCUGUUGAAGGGAAAUCAACUGGCGGAGGCGAAAUUGCUUUUGUCACUCAAUCUGAUUCCACUUCUACAUGGAACAAUAAUAAUACUCCUCAUGAUGGUUAUCGAAACAAUACUGGUAAUGAUGCCGUACCAAGGUGGUAG
Messenger RNA from Entrophospora candida, 2133 nucleotides. NCBI's taxonomy places the organism in Eukaryota, Fungi, Glomeromycota, Glomeromycetes, Entrophosporales, Entrophosporaceae. The record is from the annotation of a GenBank genome assembly.